AUGACAACAGCACCAUCAUCAGGUCUUUCACCUGAAGCCAAAGAAUUUGUACCAUUGGUACAAAAUCCAACAGCAAGCAUUCCAUUAUAUGUUGACGAAAAUACUGUAGCAUCUAUUUAUCCAUCGGAUCAUCAGUCUUUAAUGGUGCAAUCAAUUUAUCCAAUGAUUUUAACUAAUUCAAAAAUAGCCGAUAAUAUUCAAUUUCCUGAAAUCGAAUUUCAUAUUCAAUCAUCACAACAACAACAAUUUCAUAUUGAUUCAUGCACAAAUCUUCAGCAUCAACAACAAUCCUUAACUAAUGGAAAUACAUCUUCAUCUAAUACAUCACAAAUUGUUCUUUUACCAAUAACCAAUCCAACAAAUACAGUUACAUUAACAGGUUAUUAUCCUGAAUCACAAAUCAUUUAUUCAACAAAUGAACAAGUAUCUGCAUAUUAUCCGAUGGAUUAUUGUGAGCAACCAUUAAUAAAUUUUUCUUUUCAACAACCAUCAUCAAUGACAAAAUCCAAUCGUAUUUUUUCUCAACAGACAAGAUCUUCUUCAUUUCGUCAAGAUUAUGGAAUGAGUAAUUCAACACAUCGUCCAUCGUCAUCUCGCGGUGGAAAUCGGGGUAGUGGGCAUAAUAAUAAUCCUAAUCGAAAUCCCUAUUACGAUUAUCCGAAUCGUCGAAAUGGUUCAUCCUAUAUACCAAAUUCGGGGCGAGGAAAUUCAGCAAAUAGUAAACGAAUAUCAUCGUCGUAUCAUCAAAAUGAUUAUAAUAAUAAUUAUUAUCACGGAUCAAGGUCAAGAGGUUAUGCGCCACGUUCAUCGCAACAACAUGAUGAACGUCGAAAAGAUCAUAAUCAUGAUUAUUACAAUCAUGAUGGUGAUUCUCAACAAUUCGGCCAUCUCAAUGACGAUGAAUCACAGUUUGAAUUUCGACCCGAAGAUUUUCCAAGUCUACCAAUAAACAAUCAACAACCUGAUAAAAGUUCAUCUCCAGUUAACAAUGUGUCCAAUAAUACAAAACCUGCAUCAUCUUGGAAUGCCAUCGUUUCUGCUUCACGACGCCGUUCUACUUCUCCACAAUCUGUCCCUCAAUCUCAAGAUCAACGAUCUGAUCGUAGUCGCUCGUUUAACAAUAAAUUAUCAACAAAUAAUGAACGAAAAUUAUCAACUAAAAAGUCGAUUCUUCAAGCAGCAACGAAAUCAGCAAAUAGUGCUUCCAAAAAUAAUUCACACGAGGAUCAACAACGUUCUCAAUCGUUAACUAUUAGUAAUUCUUCAAUGAUUGAAAAGAAUGACGAUAAAGAUGAUGGUUUCAUUCAAACAAAACAACAGCAUAGACGGUUGAAACGUAAAAAUAAAAAUAAAGAUGAAUCCACAACAUUUACCGGCCCAUCCUCAUUUACAAACGAAUCAGCACCAUAUAUUCUUGACGAUGAAAAUGCUUUUCCUACUUUAGGACAAAAUGCUUUAUUAGAUUUAUCAACUAAUGAAAAAUUCGAAAAUGAUUGCAAUGAAGAACUGAUAGAUAGAUCAAAUCAAAUGUCUUUAACUGAUGCGUUGAGUACAUCGACACAAGUCAAACAAGAAAAUUCGCAUCAUAAAAUGAGUACUACUACAAUAAAUAAUCCAACGCAUUCAUUAGAUUCUAAAUCAAUUUCAAAACCUGUUAAAGAACGUAAAUCACGUAAAUCAACUAAAUUUAAGCGUAGUAUUAAUAAAGAACUUGAAGACAAUCAAAACCAACGACAAUUAUCAUUGUCAAAUGAAACUAGUGAAAAAAAACAAUCGAAUGAAAACAAAAUUCAAAAGGAAACUGAUACAAGUGCAGCAAUUGUUAAUGAAACAGAUCACCAAAAGUCAAAUCCAUUAUCUUCAAGCAGUAAUAAUAGUAGUGACACCAGUGAUUAUGAUGAUGCAGUUGACAAUUUUGACGAUGAAUGA
This is a messenger RNA of Rotaria socialis, 1929 nucleotides long. The record is from the annotation of a GenBank genome assembly. NCBI's taxonomy places the organism in Eukaryota, Metazoa, Rotifera, Eurotatoria, Philodinida, Philodinidae.